AGAAAAAGUUCCACAAUCUUAUCAUUUUCAUCAACACAUCAAUGGCUAUCUCAACCUCCUUCUCCAACUUCUUCCCUUUCCUCUCCCCACAAACCAAACCACAACCACCACCUCAACCUCUCCUCUCCCACUUCCCAUCUCACCACCACAACCACCGCAGCAAGACAAUCCCCCUUGUUCUCAGCCGCAAUGAAACCUCUUCUUCAGUCACAUCUUCACCACCAUCACAAGACUUGUCUUCCGAUUUCGCCUCAUAUCUCUCAGAUUCCGACUCCAUGUACUUACCAGCCCAUCAUAAUGUUAUGGUGGUUCUCGAAGAUGAUGAGCCUGAAGACCGGCUGCUCGGUAGGUUCCGUAGAGAGGUUAUGAGAGCUGGGGUUAUUCAGGAGUGUAAGAGGAGAAAGUUCUUUGAGAAUCCACAGGAUGAGAAGAAACGGAGAGUUCGUGAUGCUGCUAAGCGGAAUCGUAGGAACAGGCGUCCUAUGGGAGGAAAUCCUGCAGGAGGAGGACGGUACAACAACUACUACACGCAGGACGAUCCAAUAGCUGUGCAGGAAGAGGAUGAUGAUUACUGGGGUAUAGAUGAAUAGGAUGUGCUAAAAUUUUGACCAUACAAUUCCUCGCAUUCUGUAUGAUUCUCCGCAUUUUCCUGUGAGAGGCUUUCUCUGCAUGUAGGCUCUUUUAUGUGAAAUCAAGUACUUAGAUUCUAAUCUUGUAUUGUUCAAUAUACAUUUCAUAUGAUAACGAUAUUUAUAUUUAUUUAACAUGUUCAUUUGUGCAUCGAUA
Messenger RNA from Vicia villosa (hairy vetch), 786 nucleotides. Its product is annotated as small ribosomal subunit protein bS21c-like. The record is from RefSeq and is a predicted model, not a curated record. NCBI's taxonomy places the organism in Eukaryota, Viridiplantae, Streptophyta, Magnoliopsida, Fabales, Fabaceae. Gene Ontology annotation, cellular component: ribosome. Gene Ontology annotation, molecular function: structural constituent of ribosome. Gene Ontology annotation, biological process: translation. The coding region runs from base 42 to 590 and encodes 182 amino acids. The transcript has 2 exons.